Molecule: messenger RNA, 363 nt
Organism: Striga asiatica
Lineage: Eukaryota; Viridiplantae; Streptophyta; Magnoliopsida; Lamiales; Orobanchaceae
Source: the annotation of a GenBank genome assembly
UUGGACCCCCACACCAGAAUCCAUUGGGAGAGGGAAACAGAGGAAGCUCCUCAGCCCCAACGCCCGCCACGAACAAAACACAGGCCACCCAAGCCACUUCUAAUAUCUAAUGCCGCACUCCGCCUAGCCCCACUGCUGCACCAAGGAGACGAACAUUCAGAGCCCCUAACCGACACCAGAAGCGGAGAAAAACUGGCCAAUGAAGUUCGCCCGCUACCAUCGGCACUAGGUAGACUCGGAGGGGCGCGCAUCGAGACCGAGACAGUGCGGAAAAGAGCCGCCCUCUGGCAGAGGGCCCAGCUACCACUGAGGAGGGCAGCCGGAGAAGAUAAAGAAAGCGCGGCUGAUGUGAGAAGAAACUAG